Molecule: messenger RNA, 2320 nt
Organism: Cryptococcus deneoformans JEC21
Lineage: Eukaryota; Fungi; Basidiomycota; Tremellomycetes; Tremellales; Cryptococcaceae
Exons: 8
Coding region: 4-2157 (717 amino acids)
Cellular component (GO): nucleolus
Molecular function (GO): GTP binding
Source: RefSeq, a predicted model, not a curated record
ACAAUGGGCAAGGGAAAAAACCAUGACCGCAAGGCGAACCCUGGCUUCGGCAAGGUCAAGUCCAAGUCCGGCACGUCCACCGGCGAGUUUACGCUCAAGCGUGUAAAAGGCGAGAACUUUUACCGCGAUGCAAAGUCUGCUGCCCGUGUCAAGAUGCUCAACGGCGGCAAGGCCGUGAGGGACCGCGACGGUAAGAUCGUCGAGGCCGCCGCCUUCCAAAAGGGCGAGAAGGACGCAGAGCCUGGGCGAGUCAAGCCCGACAGGCGAUGGUUCGGCAACACGCGAGUCAUCUCGCAGUCUGCGCUCGAUCACUUUAGGACGGCGUUGAAGGAGCAGAAAACGGACCCUUACUCUGUCUUGCUCAAGAGAAACAAGCUGCCGAUGGGUUUGCUGCAAGACGAUACCAAGGACGGUGGCAGGCGGCCUCACAUUGUCGAAACCGAGCCGUUCGGCAAUACGUUUGGUCCCAAAGCUCAGCGAAAACGACCCAAGCUUGAUAUCGGUAGCAUUGAAGAACUCGGCGAGUCUUCUGCUGCUGCCGCUGCCGAGACCGCCGCCGCCACUGCCGAAUCCCAGGGGAGCGGUACCGCCGAUUUGGCAGACAUCUAUCACCCCACCACUUCUACCGCCCGUGAGCCCAUCUACGCCAAGGGUACAUCCCGGCGUAUUUGGGGUGAGCUCUACAAAGUUCUCGAUUCAUCCGAUGUCGUCAUCCACGUUUUGGAUGCAAGAGAUCCAUUGGGUACGAGGUGUAAGCCCGUCGUCGAGUACUUGCGAAAGGAAAAGGCACACAAACAUCUUGUGUAUGUGCUCAACAAGGUUGAUCUCGUUCCCACCUGGGUUACCGCUCGAUGGGUGAAACACCUUUCGCUUUCCGCACCCACUAUCGCCUUCCAUGCCUCUAUCAACAAUUCAUUUGGUAAAGGAUCCCUCAUCCAGCUCCUCCGUCAGUUCUCUGUCCUCCACUCUGACAAGAAACAAAUCUCUGUCGGCUUUAUCGGCUACCCCAACACUGGUAAAUCCAGUAUAAUCAACACGCUCAAAAAGAAGAAAGUCUGCACUGUCGCUCCCAUCCCUGGAGAAACCAAGAUCUGGCAGUAUAUCACCCUCAUGCGCCGUAUCUACCUCAUUGACUGUCCCGGUAUCGUGCCCGUCUCCGCCAAGGACUCGGACACGGACACGGUUCUCAAGGGUGUCGUCCGUGUGGAAAACCUGGCCACCCCGGCGGAACACAUCCCCGCGCUCCUCGAGCGCGUCAGGCCCGAGUACCUCGAGCGGACGUACGGUCUCGAGCGCGUCGAGGGCGGAUGGCACGGCGAAGAGGGCGCGACCGUCAUCCUUACCGCCAUUGCGAAGAAGAGCGGUAAACUUCUCAAGGGGGGUGAGCCUGAUCAGGAAGCGGCUGCCAAGAUGGUGUUGAAUGAUUGGAUAAGGGGCAAGAUUCCAUUCUUUGUCGCUCCUCCUUCCAAGCCUGAGCCCGGUGCGGCAUCUGCACAUGCUUCUUCGGCGACAGCGACGGCGACGACCGAGGCUGAUAAAAAGGCCGAGGAGGCACAAGAGCAAAAGGAAUUGGCAGAGGAAAAGGAAACGAAAGAGAUGCUUGAAGAGCAGGAACGAUCGUUGGGCAAGGUGUUGGGGAUCAAGCGCGUGAAGGGCGUAGAGCAGCCGAUUAGUAAGAUUGUCACCAUGGCCAAGUUCCUUGGCGAUGAUGCGAGGAGGUAUGUAGAGGAGGAGGAAGAGGCAAGUGUCGAUGAUGAGGACAGGGAGAUGGCCGAGGAGGAGGAGGAGGAGAGUGGUGAAGACCAGGAAGAGGAGGAGUUGGCCUGGGAUGAUGUCUUCCCUGAAGAGGCUGCUGGAGGGGAUGCGGCCGAUGGUGAAGAGGUAGUAGAGGAGGAGGAGGAGGAGGAUGAUGAAGAGGACGAAGAUGUACCCUCAGCCAAGCAACUUGGCAAGAGAAAAGCUAUCGAUUCUGACGAAGAAGAGCAAACAGCGACCAAGGCGAAGCGUAUGACCACCAGCAAACAAAAAGCCAGUAAUUUCUAUACCCACGCUAAUGUCAAGAACAGAAAUAGGGAUAGAAAGGUGCCCAAAAACCCUGGAAAGCGAUCAAGAGGCGAUGACGAACCGACAGGGAAAAAGGCGAAGAAGAGACGAUAGAUAGACGGUUUCUAGAUAAUUAUUCUUUUUUCUUUUCCCCCGCUUUAUUCCUCCCUCGUUGUGUCAUUCAUUGGGAUCUCAUUAGUUGGAGCGCUGUAUCAUUAUGCAUCAUGCAGACUGUACACUAUCGCGUUCAUUUUUUUACUUGUUUCGUUGCACGGGA